Helicoverpa zea (corn earworm) is the source of this 2292-nucleotide messenger RNA. RefSeq lists its product as uncharacterized. Gene Ontology annotation, molecular function: zinc ion binding. NCBI's taxonomy places the organism in Eukaryota, Metazoa, Arthropoda, Insecta, Lepidoptera, Noctuidae. The coding region runs from base 231 to 1946 and encodes 571 amino acids. The transcript has 12 exons. The record is from RefSeq and is a predicted model, not a curated record.
AUAAAAUAAUAUAGUCUGUGGUUACGGGAUUCACCGAAAAGUGUUCACAAAAUGUUUUUAUUUCGUAUCAGUAGAUAAGUUAAAUUAAUAAAUGCAUAAAAUACAACAGUUGACUCCUUACUACCGCCUGGGAAGUGCGAAAUUGAAGUGUAACUACAGUCAGUUGUGAAAUAGGUUAAUUUGCAAUUGAAAGAGUGCGUAUGCAAGUCUAAAUAUAAAUAAAAUAAACGAUGAAUAGUAAAAUGGAAGACGAAGUGGAAACAAAACUGUGCGAGAAUUGUAAGCGCGAAAUCCCGACGGUGAACUUCACGAUCCACAACGUGCAUUGCGCGCGGAACAUCAGAGUGUGUCCCGUUUGUAAGGAGCCCGUGCCGUAUGCAGAGCUCAAGGAGCAUCAUGAGAAACUGCACAAACUAUUGCCUUGCAAGAAAUGCGGGGAGCAAGUAUGCGGGACAGACUUGGAGGACCACAUCCGUGACUCGUGCGCUCACACCGUCAAGACAUGCAGGUACUGCGAGCUGGAACUCCCUCGACGUGACCUCCCCGCGCACGAGAACUACUGCGGGGUGCGCACUGAGCAGUGCCCCGACUGCCGCGAGUGGGUCAUGAUCAAGUACCGCCAUCUGCACGUCGAGUCCAACCAUGGGUUCAUUCGGCUGGACGAUGACCCUCCCCCGGUAAUAAGGAAGGAACCUCCCAAAGGUCCCGCGAAGCCAGUAACGACUAAAGCCACGAGCACCAACACAGGCAUUACUAACAUGCCUUCGACCAGCAACGGCUUCUCAAGACCCGCCUCCUCUAAUGUUAAUAGAACCAAUGGCGUGAAGAAUGUUAACGUGCCUAGGACUGAAAUGAAGUACUUCAGCAGCGGUAGUUCCAGUUCAUCAUCAUCUUCCCUGGCCGGCGAGGGGCCGUCCGACUGGCGAGCACCACAGACCAACGGCUCCAAGGCACCCGCCAAGAGGAACAAUGAUCAGCCACAGAUCAAUACCAAUAUGGAGACUACGAAAAAAACUGACAAGGAUUUAAGUAUUUCCCGCGGCGCCGUGAAGAAGCGUCCGGCUCCAAAGCCGCCGAUCCGCUCGCCGCCCGAGAACCCGCGCCGCGACCUGCCCUACUACAGCGCUAUGGAACGGCAGCAAAGAGAGGAGAGACAGCGGCAAGAACAGAAGGCGUAUAACUUGUCUGUGGGUCUCCCACCAGUACUGAGUCCAGCGGCGAAACUCGAAAAACUGCGAAAAAUGGACGCCCUGCAAAACCCAGAAACGCACGUAGACUACAAGAGUCGUCUCCAAGGUCGUUUGAACAAAAGUCCUGAAUUACAUCCUAGCCCGGGCUUUGUUUUAGGCCAUCCUUCUAGCUCAGACCCUGAGAGGCGACGGCAGGAGUUCCAGAACUUAAAGCCGAUGACUCCUCAGGAGUUUCUGGAGAGGUUCAAUGAGAUGCAGCUGAGGAAGGAGGAGGAUGGGAGACGGAAUAACGGGGAGAACGAUGUGAGGAGGAAGAGUGCGGAUCGGUUCAGUGAGAUCAAGUCUUCGUUGAGAGAGCUGCGCAGGGGAUUGAAUGAGGUGACGGCUCCGUAUCAUUCAAACCCUAACAUCCCGGCCAACCAAAAUAACAAUAAUAAUAUCAACGGUAACGAUCGCGGCAAUCGUUCUGGCCGUGCAUCGCCCGCUAAUGACGAUGUGCGGCUGCCGUGCGAGUUCUGCAACUCGCUCAUACCCGCACACAACCUCGUGCAGCAUCAGACGGGUUGUCGGCCAGACCUGGCACAGCUGCGGCCACGUAGCGCUUCGCCGCAGGGGGCGGCGGCGCGGGCGGCGGCGGAGCCCGACGAGGAGCCCGUCAUCCCCUGCGAGUUCUGCACCGAGUCGCUGCCUGUCUACCUCAUCAGCGAACAUCAGGAACGAUGUGGCAGGGAGGCCAAUCUUCUAUAUCCCGACUGAACGAGUCUUCCUCUAGAUUUACCAUUUACAUACUAUAGCUAUACUUAAACGUAACAAUUCAAUAGUCUCGAUGUAUACCAAUUUUCAAGCAAUUUCUUCUUAUGUGUUGCAAUCUAUAAAAAUUUAAUUCAACAUUUCUUUAAUGUCUAAGAUUAAUUUUCUUUGUACAGGAAAAGCUAGUUAUUGUAAAAAAAUAUAAUGCAUUUUAUUUUUCUUUUCAUAUUUAGUUACUUUUUCUAAAAACUGCAUUUUUCUGAACUAAGUAUUUCUUGAAACUGUUCGUCUAUGACUGUUAACUUUAAAAACACAGUAACUGGCUUUUACUGAAUAAGAACAAUUUGAUCUC